AGGGAGUAUAAGAAAAGAACGCGGUUUUAGAGGAGUGCUGUAAGAAGGUCAAUAUACCCGCCAACCAACAAACUGCCAUUGUCUUUUUAAUAAGUUGUGAACUUUGGACUUUUGGACCAACAUUGAAGCCGUCAAAGAAAAGAUCGUCGGCACCUGCUUGCUUAUCUUCCUGUCUCCUUCGCCUUGAAAGCUGCACCUCUUGAAGCAAUUAGAAAGGAACGAGCUUUAAAUCAUGGGGGACUCUUCGAGUUCAACCUCUUGGAGCAGUCAAAAGGAGACGGAAGAUGAUCGGAUGAUUGCUCUUAUGUUAUCUGAAGAGUACAGUAAACUAGAUGGUGCAGUCGGCAGACGCCUCUCGAAUCUUGCUCCCGUACCUCAUGUUCCACGGAUUAAUUCUUAUAUUCCCAACUUAAAUGAUGCUACCUUGGAUCAUCAACGCCUUCUUCAAAGACUUCAUGUGUACGGUUUGUGUGAGUUGAAGGUCUCUGGUGAUGGAAACUGCCAGUUUCGAGCACUCUCUGACCAAUUAUACCGAUCUUCAGAUUACCACAAACAAGUUAGGGGAGAAGUUGUAAAACAGCUCAAAGACAAUCGCUCUAUGUAUGCAAGUUAUGUUCCAAUGAAAUACAAACGAUAUUACAAGAGGAUGGCAAAACUUGGAGAAUGGGGAGACCAUAUAACCCUACAAGCAGCGGCAGAUAGAUUUGCAGCAAAGAUAUGUCUGCUGACAUCCUUUAGAGACACUUGCUUCAUUGAAAUUACACCUCAAUACCAAGCACCUAAGCGUGAGUUAUGGUUAAGUUUCUGGUCAGAGGUGCAUUAUAACUCUUUAUAUGAUAUUCAAGCUGCUCCAGUUCAGCAGAAGCCAAAGAGAAAACAUUGGUUGUUCUGAAAGGCAUGCCUCUCAGACGUCCCAUAUUAAGACCCUUUAACUCUUUCUCGUACUUUUGUGCAUAAGUCAUAUUCUCGUAUGUCAUAACUCUUUCUUCACACUUCUGUCUCACUGUCUGUAUACGUACGAACUAGCUUGAGUUGCAACAUUUUAAAGCCAAAAUAUGGUAGUGGGACCAAGGCAAAGAAAAUAUGCCAGUUUCAAUCGAUUUAAAGCUUG
This is a messenger RNA of Camelina sativa (false flax), 1111 nucleotides long. RefSeq names its product OVARIAN TUMOR DOMAIN-containing deubiquitinating enzyme 12. Gene Ontology annotation, biological process: protein deubiquitination. Lineage: Eukaryota; Viridiplantae; Streptophyta; Magnoliopsida; Brassicales; Brassicaceae. Gene Ontology annotation, molecular function: cysteine-type deubiquitinase activity. The record is from RefSeq and is a predicted model, not a curated record.